UACGCAAUUGUAGAAUGGGCUUUAAAUUGGUUUUGAUCCACUAUUUACAUGGUUGCGAAAUGGCGUUAGCAAGAUUCUUGUGUGCUUGUUAAAAUAAGGAAUAUUCGUUUUUAUAGAGACACAAGUGCAUACGUUUAAUGGCAAAUUUAUUUGAUCUCGCUCACUUAAUUACAACCGUCGGCGUCGACGGUGUAAAAAUCAAGCCUGAGCCUGGACUGCCUGAGAAAUCGUCGAACGAGAUAUUGACGGAACUUUUCAGCACAUUCGAUGCGGACGCAGACGCCGAUGCCGACAAUAGUGUUGCAUCUCAGGAGAACAUUGAUCAGCAAACGCCAAGUGAUGCCGUCAAGUCGACUAAACUCCCGACAAAAAAGAAAAAGAGCAAGAAAAAACAUAAACAUAAGGAUAAAAAGCAUAAGAAAAAGCUUAAGCACAAUUCCUCAGACAGUAACAGUGAUGCUGAAGGUAACAAAAAGAAGAAGAAGCAUAAGAAGAAAUCCAAACGAAGACAUGAAUCUGUUUCAAGUAAAUCGUCGGAUUCGGAUCAUUCAAAAGUCAAAAUAAUGAAAUUGGAUAAUAAUGAUCUUGAGAUUGAUUGUCCAAAAAUAUCUGAUACACUAGAAAAGAAUGAUGUGGAAGAUACAACAAAAUUAGAUGACAAUCCAAAUAUAAACAAAGAGAUAAUUGAUACUAAUAAUUUUGGUAGUCCUCCAUUGCUACCUAUAUCAAAGAAAAUAGAAGAUGAAUCUGAUGAGCCAAUAAUACCUAAGCUCCCUGAAAUGUUGAAGCAGCCUGUUCAAGGGAAAAUAUUAAUAAAGGAUCUCAAGAACAGUACUAUUUAUAAUGAAACUGUAAAGGAAAUUGAAAAUAAGAAAAAGGCAAAAGCUGCCAAAAUGGAAGAUGGUGAAUUGUCUGAUAGUAGUAGUGAUAACAGAACACCUACUUUAAGUCCUACUCCACCUCGAGAUGAUAUAUUCGGAUCAUCAUCCUUUAGUCCAGAUAGUGAUAGAAAGAAAAGUAUAAUGCAUAGCCCAACAAGGAGGGCAACUUCUACAAAAACCGAUCUCAGAUUAGUUUUGAGAGAGAAAGAAAAGAAAAAGUUGGGAGUUAAUGAUUGCAAAGAUGAUGUCAAUUUUAAAGAUACAAAAGACGAUAAUAAAAGGAGCAGGAGUUGUCAUUCACAGGAUAGAAGAAGAUCCAGAUCACGAACACGAUAUAAUUCACAGUGCAGUGGGAGCCGUGAAAGAGAAAAGCGAAGAGACAGAAGCAAAGAGAAGCGUGACAGAGACAGGAAUAAUGAAAGACGAGAUUUAGGCAGAAGCAGAGAGAGACGCAGGUAUAGGAGUCGCAGUGAAGACAGAAGUAAAGAAAAAAAUAUGCGAGGUCGAAGUCGAAGCAGAGAAAGGAAAAAACGAAUUGAAAUUGAUAAAAAGAAGCUUUUGGAAAUUGCAAGGAGGAAUGCUAUAAAUAUGAUAAAACAAGGGACUUUGCCGUUAGCUCAACAGGACAAAGCUAUUGCUGCUAUACAAUCGGGUGGGAAAACGGUGGAUGAACUUACAGAUUUUUGCAAAACGUUGUCAAAAUCUGAAGCAUUAGGUGAACUAUCUAAUAUCUCCUCCGAAGAAGAGAGCGAAUUUGAGAAAGGUUUUCAUCAUCCUUUUCUUCUAAAGGAAAGACCUAGUUCUAUCAUAAUGAAUAUUAAGGAUGCAAAACAAUUACCGACAAAAACGUUCCAAGAAAAAGCAGCCGAGACAUCAAAUCAGCUACGAUUGCAGUUUCCUGUCUCCAGUGGACAACAUCACAGAAAGACUGAAAGCGAAUGGGUGCCAGUUGUACCGAAGAAACCAGAACCAAAAAAGUUAUUUGUACCAGCAUCUACAACAAAUGGUAAACUAGCAAUAAUGCCACCACCAGCUGUACAACCUCCUUUGCAACCAGCACAGACUGUUUUUCCAGCAAAUACAGAAACUGUCGACAUAGGCUCCAUAGUAUCUCAAAGAUUAGCAGCCAUGAGAAAAUUAAGGGAAAAUCCAAAUGACGUUAGCGCUUUGAAUGCAAUGCAUCAAGCACAAAAUGAGAUGAAAACUUGGGCUGAGAGUAAGCAGAUGCCAGGUCAGUUCACGGGUAGUACAGGAGCCAAAGUGCUCACACCUGCAGAAUUGUCUUCAGGUUAUCAAGCCUGGGCACGUAAGGACCAAUUAGUGUCAGCACAGCCUGUAUCAGGUGGAAUGGGUAUGGCCUUGCUACAAAAGAUGGGUUGGAGACCUGGUGAGGGCUUAGGCAAGAAUAAAGAAGGAGCUUUGGAGCCACUACAACUAGAAGUUAAAUUAGACAAGAGAGGACUGGUUUCUGAGCAAGAUAUUGGACAGAAAAGUAACAAAGCAGUGAAGCCUGUGGUGCCAACAGUGAAGACAUUGGAAGGCAAACAUCCAGUAUCAUUAUUAGGCGAAUAUUGCUCAAAAAGAAAAUUUGGUGCACCAGUUUAUGAAUUGUGCUUUGAAUGUGGACCAGAUCACAGGAAAAAUUUUCUUUUUAAGGUGAAAGUAAAUGGUAUCGAAUAUAAGCCAAGUGUUGCAAGUCCUAACAAGAAGCAAGCAAAAGCAGAAGCUGCGCAAAUAUGUUUGCAAAAUUUGGGUCUACUACCUUCUUAAUCAUAUGUAUUAUUGUAAUUAUAUAAAGAAUAUAAAACUCAUGAUAAUUAUAUGUACAA
This is a messenger RNA of Odontomachus brunneus, 2710 nucleotides long. It is a transcript of the gene Son, whose product is annotated as protein SON. The record is from RefSeq and is a predicted model, not a curated record. Gene Ontology annotation, biological process: regulation of cell cycle; regulation of mRNA splicing, via spliceosome. Bases 138 to 2651 code for a protein of 837 amino acids. Gene Ontology annotation, molecular function: RNA binding. NCBI's taxonomy places the organism in Eukaryota, Metazoa, Arthropoda, Insecta, Hymenoptera, Formicidae. The transcript is spliced from 12 exons.